Molecule: messenger RNA, 2561 nt
Organism: Tripterygium wilfordii
Lineage: Eukaryota; Viridiplantae; Streptophyta; Magnoliopsida; Celastrales; Celastraceae
Product: YTH domain-containing protein ECT2-like
Exons: 9
Coding region: 199-2184 (661 amino acids)
Biological process (GO): mRNA destabilization
Cellular component (GO): cytoplasm
Molecular function (GO): mRNA binding
Source: RefSeq, a predicted model, not a curated record
AGGAGAGAUUACGUGGUAUUUGAAACACCGCUCGUCUACCAACAAAACCUUCCAAAACCCUUGGCGGCUGUGCGGCGAAGAGCGGUCCUUCCCCCCUCCCUCUCUCAAAACCCCCAAAUUGUUCUGGGGAUAUUUUAGGGUUUUAUCGUACACUCUGAAGAAAGAUCAGUUUUUGUUUCAACCCAUAUUAUUUUGAUCAUGGCUGCUGUUACUCCUUCUGCAGAUCAAACUGCAGAUUUGCUGCAGAAUUUGAACUUGGAUUCUCAAACAAAGACUUUAGAAGUUUCUGAUGCCACUAAGAAGACCUCUGUUUACCGGUAUGGCUCAGCCAAUCUGGGGAAUGUUCUAAAUGGUCAGCUCCAGCAAGGUGUGGAUCCAACUAUGUGCUACACUCCUAAUGGCUUUGCCCCUACUCCCUAUUACUAUGGAAGUAAUGAAUGGGACAACUAUUCUAGAUAUGCGAAUUCAGAGGGGAUGGAUAUGUCCUCUGCAAUUUAUGGUGACAGUGCGCCUGUUAUGUAUAACAAUGGCUAUGCAUAUCCCACGUAUGGCCCAUACUCUCCUGCAGCUACCCCAAUUCCUACCAUGGGGAAUGAUGGUCAGCUAUAUGGACCUCAGCACUAUCAAUAUCCUACUUAUUUCCAUCCAACUACGACCUCUGGGCAAAUGACUUCGAAUUCAGUGGCCCCUCCACAGGAUGCUUUCUCCACCUCCACUGCUGGUGAUCGGAAGGCUUUGUCUGUGGAAACAUCCAAAAGCAAUUCUAAUGGCACUGCAAAUAAUGGGGUUGCAAAGGCAAACAAUGGUCCUGUUCUGUUUAAACCAACUCACAAUAACUCGUUCACUCCAAGUAACAUCAAUGGGGGUGCUUCGACAGGGGGUAUUCCCUCUUCUGGCUUUCCCGGUCCAAGAUUUGAUGGGCCUCUUACUGGUGCCGGAGUUACGUCCUCAUUCUCAAAAUCAAAGAACAGUUCGUUCCAGAGUAUACAGAAUUACAAUCCAAAUUCUCACUACAUGGGCUUUCACAACCCUAGUCCUCUGGCUGGCAUGGGUUCAACACAUGGGAUGUAUCCAAAUGAAUUUUAUGGUCACUAUGGAGGUGCCUAUAGAUCUGGUAUUGGCUAUGGAUCCACUGGUUAUGGUUCAAGAACAAAUGGACGUGGGUGGCUUGCCGCUGAUGGCAAGUGCAGACCUAGGGACCGGGGUUAUGGCUAUGGUGGUUAUGGCAAUGAGAAUGUUGAUGGUCUGAACGAGCUGAAUAGGGGACCUCGGUCAAAUGGACCUAAAAACCAGAGGGGUUUUGUGCCCAACACUUAUGCAGAUAAUGUUCAGAAUGGAUCAUCAGAUGAAAGAAGUGGAGAAGAGAAAGCCAAGACCAGUGUGUUCCCAGGCUCGAAAGAGUUAAAUAAAGCAGAUUUCGCUGUGGAUUAUGCCAAUGCAAAGUUCUUCAUUAUUAAGUCAUACAGUGAGGAUGAUGUCCAUAAGAGUAUCAAGUACAAUGUCUGGGCGAGCACACCGAAUGGAAAUAAGAAGCUUGAUGCAUCAUAUCAAGAGGCUCAGCAGUUAUCUGACGGCUGCCCUGUAUUCCUUUUUUUCUCGGUCAAUACUAGUGGACAGUUUGUCGGCCUUGCAGAAAUGGUUGGUCCAGUUGAUUUUGACAAAACUGUGGAAUAUUGGCAACAAGAUAAGUGGACUGGUUGUUUCCCGGUUAAGUGGCACAUUGUUAAGGAUGUGCCAAACAAUUUACUUAAACAUAUUAUCCUUGAGAACAAUGAGAAUAAACCAGUCACCAACAGCAGGGACACUCAAGAGGUCAAGUUGGCGCAUGGUCUUAAGAUGAUCAAGAUAUUCAAGGAUCAUUCUAGUAAAACAUCAAUUUUGGAUGAUCUUGGGUUUUAUGAGGCCCGGCAAAAGAUAAUUCAGGAAAAGAAGGCAAAGCAGCAGCAGCUCCAGAAACUGGUGUGGGAUAGAAAGCCCAUGGAAGAGAAGAAAGAAACUGCGAAUGGAUCGGAGCAGGUUUCAUUAGAGGUUGCAUCAGAUUUGAGUGAGGAACCCACUUCAACAAAGCUCCCUAAUAGUGAACAUCUUCAUAAUGGAUCGGCUGCAAUAGAUGGUGAGGCUCCCAAAGGUGGCAAAUCAGUUGUGUCUGAGAAAAUAGCUAAUGGGAUGGCAAAUGGAUGCUAAGCAUCUGCUGACACAGUGGCAUCUAUGGUAUGGUUGGAGUUGAUCUCAAAAGUUUUCCCAUACAGAAGUUGCAUGGUGUUUUUAUUAUCUUCAACGAGGCUGCCACAGAGAAGAUCCGUCUUGGUGCUUUGAAGACUCGGAUAUGGCUUUUCUAGGAAGUCUAGAUCCAAGUAUUGAACCCAUGUACUCAAUUUUUACUUUUCAUGCCAAUUGGCUCCUUGUGAGAUUCAUUCCUCAGGGAGUUUAGGUUUAGGUUUAUCUGACAUGGUUGGUGUAUUUUUUUUUGGAUAUACUUGGUAGCGAGGGGGCUUUACUUGUAUUAGUAAGAGGGCUCAUAAUAUAAGUUGGAAUGAGAUUAGCUUUUGCUUUUGUGUCCA